Messenger RNA from Eutrema salsugineum, 1667 nucleotides. RefSeq names its product tubulin alpha-2 chain. Gene Ontology annotation, biological process: mitotic cell cycle; microtubule cytoskeleton organization. Gene Ontology annotation, cellular component: microtubule; cytoplasm. The record is from RefSeq and is a predicted model, not a curated record. The coding region runs from base 125 to 1477 and encodes 450 amino acids. The transcript has 4 exons. Gene Ontology annotation, molecular function: structural constituent of cytoskeleton; GTP binding. NCBI's taxonomy places the organism in Eukaryota, Viridiplantae, Streptophyta, Magnoliopsida, Brassicales, Brassicaceae.
GAAACCUAGAUAUCGCCCAGAUCUAGAUCUAUUUUCUUUAAGGAGUGCGUCUUGAUCAACGCCUCCGUUUUUCUCUGCAAAUCCUUGUCGUUAGCUUCUACCUUCCUCUUCGAUUUUAGCGAAAAUGAGGGAAUGCAUUUCGAUCCACAUUGGUCAGGCUGGUAUCCAGGUCGGAAAUGCCUGUUGGGAGCUUUACUGCCUUGAACAUGGCAUCCAGCCUGAUGGUCAAAUGCCGAGUGACAAAACCGUUGGCGGAGGUGACGAUGCUUUCAACACCUUCUUCAGUGAGACCGGUGCAGGGAAACACGUUCCUCGUGCUGUCUUCGUUGAUCUUGAGCCCACUGUGAUCGACGAGGUCAGAACCGGUACUUACCGUCAGCUUUUCCACCCUGAGCAACUCAUCAGCGGCAAAGAGGAUGCGGCUAACAACUUCGCCCGUGGGCAUUACACCAUUGGGAAGGAGAUUGUUGAUCUCUGUCUAGACCGUAUCAGGAAGCUCGCUGACAACUGCACAGGUCUCCAAGGGUUCCUUGUUUUCAACGCUGUUGGAGGAGGAACUGGGUCUGGUCUUGGAUCUCUGCUCCUUGAGCGUCUCUCUGUGGACUAUGGAAAGAAAUCCAAGCUUGGAUUCACUGUUUACCCUUCACCACAAGUUUCAACAUCUGUCGUUGAGCCAUACAACAGUGUUCUUUCAACCCACUCACUUUUGGAACACACCGAUGUUUCGAUCCUCCUCGACAACGAAGCUAUCUAUGACAUCUGCAGACGCUCCCUCAGCAUUGAGAGGCCUACCUACACCAAUCUCAAUCGCCUUGUCUCUCAGGUGAUCUCUUCCUUGACUGCCUCUCUGAGGUUUGAUGGUGCUCUGAACGUUGAUGUCACUGAGUUCCAGACUAACUUGGUUCCAUACCCAAGAAUUCACUUCAUGCUUUCCUCAUACGCUCCAGUCAUCUCUGCUGAGAAAGCUUUCCACGAGCAACUCUCUGUUGCCGAGAUCACCAACAGCGCUUUUGAGCCUGCUUCCAUGAUGGCCAAGUGUGACCCUCGCCAUGGUAAGUACAUGGCUUGCUGCCUGAUGUACCGAGGUGAUGUCGUCCCUAAAGAUGUGAAUGCUGCUGUUGGCACCAUCAAGACCAAACGCACAAUCCAGUUUGUUGACUGGUGCCCAACUGGGUUCAAGUGUGGUAUCAACUACCAGCCACCAACUGUGGUUCCUGGUGGUGAUCUGGCCAAGGUGCAGAGAGCUGUGUGCAUGAUCUCGAACUCGACCAGUGUCGCUGAGGUGUUCUCUCGCAUUGACCACAAGUUUGACCUGAUGUAUGCGAAGCGUGCGUUUGUGCACUGGUACGUUGGUGAGGGUAUGGAGGAAGGAGAGUUCUCUGAAGCUCGUGAGGAUCUUGCUGCUUUGGAGAAAGACUAUGAGGAGGUUGGUGCUGAGGGAGGUGAUGAUGAAGACGAUGAAGGUGAGGAAUACUAAGCGGCGGACUUCGUUGUUGUUUUGGGUUGUUGUCGUGUGGUGUUGUUUUUUACUCUGUGGUUUGAAAGGCUCGAAACUCUCUCGUACCGAGUCCUAGUUUGCCUAUCCGUCUGGUUUUUCUGUUUUUUGAUUUGUCAUAAUCGGUGUUGAACUUUGUGUGGUAUCAAUCUAUCGUUGCUCUUCUAUUCUA